This is a messenger RNA of Mobula hypostoma (lesser devil ray), 17328 nucleotides long. RefSeq names its product E3 ubiquitin-protein ligase rnf213-alpha-like. Gene Ontology annotation, cellular component: nucleolus; membrane; cytosol. NCBI's taxonomy places the organism in Eukaryota, Metazoa, Chordata, Chondrichthyes, Myliobatiformes, Myliobatidae. The coding region runs from base 84 to 16544 and encodes 5486 amino acids. The record is from RefSeq and is a predicted model, not a curated record. Gene Ontology annotation, molecular function: ubiquitin-protein transferase activity; ATP hydrolysis activity. The transcript has 75 exons. Gene Ontology annotation, biological process: sprouting angiogenesis; negative regulation of non-canonical Wnt signaling pathway; ubiquitin-dependent protein catabolic process.
GAAAGUGCUUCGGGGCGGAAGCUUGUUUACAGAAGGCUGCAUAAUCCAGAUAAUAACUGUAUUCUGGUAGAUGUUGCAUUAAGAUGGAAGAUAACAUUACUGAAAUGUCCCAAGAAGGCCAGAAAGCAUCUUCACUGGACUCAUCAUCGUCACUUGCUGAUCACUUUCCUUGUUCAGCAUCAAACGUUUUGGAGCUCGCUUCAAUUGCAGAGGAAAUCGGAGACUCUGAUGGUGUUGUCGCACCUGAAACUAAACGUACGAAGCAGGAUGGAAACGCUGAGACCUCUAUUGCGUUGGAGAAAUCAUCUUGUUUACCUGAGAAAACAAUCGCUGUGGGUUCCACACAAGAUGAGGCCGUGAAGUGCCAAAAGGAGACCAACAUCUGUCAAAGAACCACAGAAGGUACAACUGACGGAUCCAUUGCUGGUCCUCCAAGCCAGUGCGGGGAGAAGGAUAUUGCCGGAUCACUUUACAAAACAGAAGCUGCACUUGCCGAUAAGAAGGACUCGUCUUCCCAAAUGGAGACAGCCAACUUCAUGGAAGGCAGCCAAUCAGAGAGGAAACGGAGGAGGAAAUCUGGAAAGAAGGGAGGAAAUGAUGAACCUUCUGUUGUGUUAGCGAAAUCACCUUGUUUGCCUGAGAAAACAUCCUCUGCGGAUUCAACCAAAGACGAGGCUGUAAAUCACCAAAAGGGGGUCAAUAAUCCUGGACAAACCUCGGAAGGUGUGAUGAAUGUUCAGGCUCAUGCAGUGGAGCAGAACAUGCCUGACAUGCAGAAAACAUGCAGAGUACCGGGUGCUGAACCCACAAGCCAAGGUGGGGAGAAGAGUGUUGGUGGAUUGGAUGACCAAACAAAAGCUGCAUUUGCUGAUAAGGAGUACUCAUCUUCUAAAAAGGAGAUGGCCAACAACACUAACAUUGUGGAAAGCAAGCAAUCAAAAAGGAAUCGCAAGAGGAAGAAUAGGAAGAAUAGAAAGAAAAAUGGAAACGAUGAACCUUCUGAGGUGUGGCCAAAAUCACCCCGUUCACCUGAGAAAACAUCGUCCGUAGAUUCCUCCAAAGCUGAGGCUGCAAAUAACCAAAACGAAGUCAGUAAUUCUGAGCAAACCACAGAAGGUGUUUUGAAUGUUCAAGCUCAUCCAGUGGAGCAGAACAUACCUGACAUGCAGAAAACAUGCAGAGUACCUGGUGCUGAACCCACAAGCCAAGGUGGGGAGAAGAGUGUUGGUGGACUGGAUAACCAAACAAAAGCUGCACUUGCUGAUAAGGAGUACUCGUCUUCCCAAACAGAGACGGCCAACAGCAGUAACAUCGUGAAAGACAAGCGAUCAAAGAGGAAACACAACAGGAAGAAGGGAAAGAAAAAUGGAAAUGAUAAACCUUCCGAGGUGUUGCCAAAAUUGCCUCGUUUGCCGGAGAAAACAUCCUCUGUGGAUUCUGCCAAAAAUGAGGCUGUAAUUAACCAAAAUGAAGCCGAUAAUCCUCGACAAACCACUGAAGUGGAGCAGAACAUCCCUGACACCCAGAAAAUAUGCAAAGUAUCCAGUGCUGAACCCACAAGCCAGGGUGGGGAGAAGGUUGUUGAUGGAUUGGAGGGCAAAGCACAACCUGCUCUUGCUGAUGACGGCAAGUGUUCAUCUUCCCAAAAGGAGACAGCCGCCAGCACUGAUUCUGUCACAGGAAAAAGGAAAAGGAAUCAACGCGGACAGAGAAAGGAGAAAGAUAACUCGGUUCAUCAGUCUAAAGGUACUACCAAGAAGAUGGAAUUGCAGGCUGAGGAUUCAAUAGAGCCCCAUGCCUCCAUUCAACCUGACCAUUCUGCUGCAGAUAAUAGCAAAACAGAAGAAGUUGCUGCUGAACCAGGCCACACCACAGAGGAAACACAGGCAGCACCCGGUCACAAGCAAAAUGGAGCUGAGCUGCAAGAUAACUCCAAGGAAGCGACUUCUUCUGCAGAUAGUUGCACAGAAGGUGGCAAAGGCACCAAAAGUACAUCAGAGGGUGAAAGAAAAUCAAAUGAGAAAAAUGCGAACGUUCCAGAAUCAAGUUCAACAAGCCAAGACAUGCCACAGUCGAACAAACGGGACCAAUCAACAGCUCGGCCUACUCCAGUUGCACCAUAUACAUUCACUAUUUAUAGCUAUAUUAUAAUUCCAAACAAAGUUCAUUUUAACCCAGGAAAUGACAAAGUUCUUAUAGUGUUCAAAGAUGGAUUUGGAAGACUUGAAGUUUUAUCUAGCCGGAACCUAAACAAAAAUGGGUAUUUUCUGCAGUGCUAUUUAUUUGUGGAACCUUAUUGGAAGACAAUACCUUUUGAAUAUUGGUAUGUUAUAACUAAAGGGAAUAGAAACUUUGAAGAAAUUGCUAUGCGGAUUUUAAGGAUACCACCUGAUCUAUGUGAAGAUGAAUGGCACCAGUACGAUGGCAUCCUGAACCUUGAACAGACAUCGAUCUUUCAAACAUUUAGACAGGCCUUAUCAUUAGGACAAUCUCCUGAAGAAAGAAUUUUGUCGUCAAUAAAGAAUGGACAGCGAAUAAUGUUGCAAGAAAUUUUUGAGCUUCUGAGCUCCCUGGAUAGGGAAAAGCUCGAAAAAUUUAAGUUACAAAUCCACCAUUUUAAAUUGUGCUGCAGAGAUCUUACAUUUCUACCAGGUCUCUGGAUACGUUUUAAUGAAUUACAGGUCAAUGAAUUGUUAGAUGAGGCAUUAAAGAAACUUCUGCACCCUUACACACAGAAAGAUCCUAAAAAGAGAAAACAGUUGAAUGGAAUAGUGAAAAACCCAUUUGUGGCUGGAUUGUUGUCCUUUGUCAUAUGCAAUCAUUGCUCUAUAACUUGCAGUGCAAAUGACUUAAUUACUAUCUGCCAAAUGUUACAGCUGCCUCAGAAAAUUACUGAUCCAGUUGACCAAGACAUGAAGGAAACUGCAGCCAUUUUCCCUCACCUUCAACAUAUGUGUGUGGGACUGAUGAAUAUGUGUAUCCAGCGCGAUGUUGUGGAGUUUGUGCUGGCUCUACCUUUCCUUCACUGGUGUGUGGAGCAGAAUUCAGUGAACAGUGAAGCAAGAUCCAGCAGAGCAGAGCCGCUAUAUGGUGUUUCCUACAAAAGUUUUCGACUCCAGAUUAAAAAGGUCCCUGACAAAAGAAGAAAACUGCUGGAACUCAUGUUUCAAAACAAGUAUCUGGGAGAGACAUACUCAAGGCUGAUCCAGAGUUGGGUUUUACUAAUUGCAAAUGGAGAUAUUCCAGAUUAUGCAAAAGAAAUGAAAUUGACUCUGAACUGUGUAGCAGAAGAACUAUUGAACAGAUUAAAAGAAUGUGAACUGGGAAAUGCAGAUCAAGAUGACAUUCAGGCAUUUGGGAAAAGCAUCAGCUAUAUCAAGGAAAUGACAAUCCAGGAAACACAAAGAAGCGUCUCUAAUUUGAAGGAAAAUGACUUGAACUGGAGUAAUAAGAUGCAUUCCAUAAUCUGCCGUCUGACGAAGGACAUAGCUUUGUAUGAAGUUCCAGCUGUUUCAUUUCAACUUGUAUUAAAAGUUGCUGAGAAAACAAAAAUGCUGUUAGCAGAAGAAUCACAGAAUGAGUCACCUCCUGAAGAAAGCAAAGUGCAUAUUGACUUAAAGUCAAUAAUUGAGAACGCUCAAACUUGCCUCCGUUCUUGGCGAACAGAAGCUGUGAAUAAAAUGCUGCUUUCCACAACAAAAAACAUGGACAAGAAAGAAAUGGAGAUGUGGAAAUGCCAUUUCACUAUGGAAUAUGGAGAUGAAGACUGGGCAAAGACGUGGAUGGAAAUGACACGAAUAGACCUGAUGAAAAGGAUACAGGAGGAGAGCCCUUUUGACCAGGUAUGGAUUUACUGGAAUUCGAAAGAAACUUUGACCACUUUGAACGCCAUUAUUUUGAACUGUUUUGAAACAUGUGCGCUUAAUGCGGUGGAUGCAGUUUGCCAGGACAAAAAGGAAUUUCAACUGCUCACAACGUUAAAGGCGUGGGAAUACCAAAAAUCUCCUGAGAUUUUAUCAAAAAUCAUUAAAGAGUCAUGGAAGAGAAACCUAGACCACAAAACUGAUGAUAUUAGCACUGUGCUAAAUCCUGACGGUGCCAUACACUAUUGUCUUCUGCAAGGUGACUGCAGUAAACUCAAUGUCUCAGAAGAAGUAAAGAGUUUCUUAAAAGAUGCUGAGGAGAGAUUUCGUACUUUGGCUGAAUGUAUGUAUAAUGGCUCUGUGAAGUUUGCUGAUCUGCAGAAGCUUUUACAUAAACGAAAAGAAUUCAUUAAUCUAUUUGAAGCACAACAGAAAAAUCCGGUGCAUCGGGGUAAGAAUUUCUUUCAGGUUCCUGUUGAACCUCUGUUGUCAGCUAGAGAAGAAGAACUUAAAGCCUUUCAGAAUGAGAAAAAGGCCAUUGGAACUCUGAUAAAUAUGAUUAACAAAAUUUGUGGAAUCAUUACUGUCACUGACCUACCAUCGCUGGAAGAAAGUCAUGAGACCAAUGUCCACUGCUGGCCACUGAAUGAACUGGUCAGCAUCAAUAGUUGGACAAAUGCACAAUCCAAGGAUCGGUCUCCUCCUGACGUUAGAUACUUCAACCUGAGCAGAGGCAUCAAAGCAAUGGCAUUUCAAAUGCAGGAGACAGCAGACAGCAUCGUUCUUUUAAACUGUUGGAAUGAAGCUGCAAGGACAUCCAACUAUGAUGAAGAAACCUUGGAAGACCUCUGCUGCAGUGUCUGGGACCUUUGCUGGACUAAGUACGAAGACCUGUGUGAGAACAUUGAAGAUGGUACCGUAACAUUCCAAAACGUGGACUGGAUGUUUUAUGAUUUGAGAGAUCAUCCUGAAGAGAUAGUAAAAGAAUUAACCAUAAUGUUCAAAGCAGUGAAAGGAAAAGACUUGCCUGAGGAGAGGCUUCGUCAGAUCAAACAGUAUUACAACCUUCAUUUAGCUGCUGAUUCUGCCCGUGUGAUUCAGGAGUUGGUGAAGGAGUUAGAGCUGUCAGGUGACUUUAGAAAAAUUCAGAAUUUGGCAAAAUUAAAUGAAACAUCCUUCAAGAAGAAACCAUUAAGUUAUGUUGACAGUGACCUAAUUAAGACUAAAGAAUGUCUAGUGAAAAUUAAUGCAAAAUGCACAGAGUGCUUAGAUGAAUUUAUUCUCAGGCAGCCUUUUAUAAAGUGGGUAAAAGAAGCUUUGACAGAUUUAAGGGAAGUUAAAGUGUUUGUGGACUUAGCGUCCAUAUCAGCUGGGGAAAAUGACAUGGAGGUUGAUCGUGUUGCCUGCUUCCACGAUGCCAUCAUGGGCUAUUCACCUUUCAUUUAUGGAUUGCAACAGAAAACAAGCUUUUCUGAGUUAAUGACUUCAGUGGACAAAAUCCAGAAAGCUCUAAAAAGUGAUCCACGGCUUCCAGAGAAACUGAGAGAUUCAGCUCGUUAUUUGGAAUGGCUGAAGACCCUGAAGGAAUGUCAUGGAUCAGUUGAAACAUCUUCCCUAUCUCUUGCAGCUGCCAUCAACAACAAAGGAGUUUACGCAGUGGGCAAUAUUGCCCCACAGCACAAGGGAAAGCUUUCACUUGGAGAUGUGCUACGCCUUCAUCUUUAUGACGAGAGCACAAAAGAGCGGAAGAUAUAUGCACUGGAAGAACUUGUAGAGUUGCAAAACAAAUUAAUGCUGAUGUCAGGGAAAAGGCCACGUGGCAAAGAGGAAGUGGCCAGGUUCAUGGAGAAUUUUAACAACGUACAAAGGCUUGGAAAAGCAUUUAUUGAAUUGUACUCAUCUGGAAACAUGCUCUACAGAAAAUGGACAGCAGAAGUGUACUGUAGUAAAGAGAUCAAUGUCUGUUUGACAAUGAAUUUCAAUGCCAAAGAUGUUGAAUGCCUGAGAAUAAGAGGAGAUGUCUCUGAACAGCUCCAAGUAUUGUGCAGAGAACUGGAGGCAUGUCUUCAGGAUUGGUGUGAGUAUAUGGAGAAGAAGCGUGCAACAUUUUACCACCUGAAUUACUAUACAGCGGAACAGAUAGUGUAUCUGUGCUCGGAACUGGGGCGCUUUGCCGCUGGGGAGCCGUUAUCUGAGCAGGUGAUUGCUAUGUUGUCCUUCAUUAAACCUCACUGCACUGCCAGGGAGAUCAGAAGCAUGGUGCCUCAAGCAGAUCUAUCGAGUGAGAAUUCCAAAGAUGAGGAGGAAAUUGACACCCGGCAGGAAGUUGAUGAGUGUGAGGAGGUUGUUGUGAGCUUCGAAGACACCACUCUGGCUAAUGCAAGCCCACAAGAGCAGAGUCCACCAGGAGCUUGUAUUCAGGCAUUCAUUCAGAGAGAUCGUGAGGGUCAUGAGAACAGUUUUUAUUGGCAUGAGGAGCCUGCUGAAUUCCAACACCCAGAGACUGGCCAUUUGGAUGAUAUUGAAGCUACUGAGCUGGUAUCUGAGGAAGGGCAUGAUGCUGGUAUAUCGAAGACGACUUACCAGCCAGAGGAUGCAAGCCUGCCUACAGCAAUUGCUGUCCUUUGGAACAAGUUUAUGGAAAACAUGACUGCUUUCUUAAUUGACCAUUUAGAUAUAGUUAGUUUUGGAGAACUGCUUAGCCGACUCUCCACUCUGAAUGUGAAGGCUGUACGAAGGCACCCUCCCCCUUCUAUGCAUCAGGGAAGGCCUAAUCUGAUAGUCUGCCCUCAGCCCGAGGUCCUUACAGCUGCGUUGUGCAUCUACAUGCCAAAUGAAGAGCAGCCACUGCCAACCUAUGACGAAGUACUUCUGUGCUCUGAGGAAACAACCUGCGAGGAAGUGGAACUGUUUCUGCGGAGGGCUUUGAGCAGGGGAUCUCGGGAACGGAAAAUCUACACCUUAAUACAUGCCGAUUGUCUGAAUUAUGAAACAAGUGUCAGGUUUGGAGAGCUCUUUGAGGAAUUGAUGCAUCACUGUAAUCCCGAAUAUCAGCUUGCGGUAAUCAUCGAUGCUAAACGCCAGCACUGUUACAUCCCGUCCUAUCUCCGCCAAUACAAAGUUCCUACAGGGCUGAAUAUUAAAACAGAAGCCAUUCAAAAAUACUUGCUAAACCAUUUCACUGUCUGUCCAUGGGAGACCUCUGCAGCUCAUGUAUUCCAUGAUCAUCUUUCUGUCAGAGUUAUUUCGUCAAAAAGGCCUGGAGUGGGAAAAUCUCUUUAUGUUGACCGACUGCAUGAAAAGCUGUCGCUGGAUGAUGCUCUGAAGAGAAUCCGGUUAAUUGAGCCUGUGAUUAAUGAGAACCAGAUCGUUCAGAAGCUACAGGAUUCAACGCGCGCAUGUGAUCUUCGGCAGCCAUUAAUAUUCCACAUUGAUGUAUCACCAGUAAGGAAAGGACUGGAAGAAUUCCUUUUCAAGAUUCUGGUGUUGGGUCUGCUGAAGAACAGUCAGGGAAGGAUAUGGAAGCGCAGCACCAGUCAUCUGUACAUUGUGGAACAUCUGAAUGCCAAUGGAUUCCAUAAUAAAACGCAAACUCAACAGGUAAACAUGGGACUUCUAAGCGUACUCCCAACCAUUCACUGCAGAUCACCAAAUGAAGUACGUCAGCUUGAACUGAAAAAGCGCAGAGGGGAAUUACUAAAUAUUUUGGACCCACUAAUGGAUGAACAGGAGUUUACCAGUGAAGCUAUUCAGAGACCCUUUCAAUAUCUCCACCGGUUCAGUACGAAUAGAAACAUUGAUGGCUUCACCUAUAGAAUAGGGAGAAUCGAAGGACAGCCGGCUGAAUGUCUAACCUUAUUUCUCCAAUACUGCGGGAUACGAGAUCCCUCUUGGGCAGAGUUGAGAAACUUCUCUUGGUUUCUGAAUAUUCAGUUAAAAAACUGUGAACAGUCCAUGUUUUGUAAUCCUACCUUUGUUGGAGACACUCUGGUAGGAUUUAAGAAAUUCAUUAUUGAGUUCAUGAUUCUUAUGGCACGGGAUUUUGCAACACCUUCUUUGAACAUUUCAGAUGAGAGCCUUGCAUUUUCAACCUCUCAAACUGAAGAAGAUCUACUACCAUAUAUAAUCCGGAGAAGAUGGGAAAGCCACCCUCAUCCGUACAUAUUUUUCAAUGCCGACCACUUCUCCAUGACUUUCCUUGGCUUUCACCUGAAAAAAAACGAUCGUUCUGGCUAUGAUGCUGUGGAUCAUCGCACUGGUCAGGUUCUGAGAGGAAACGUUAUGUCUUCACAGCUUGAAGAAGGGCUCAAAUUGCAGAGGAUUAAAUUUAACGUAGAUUUUGACAGUCUUCCCAGAAACGAGAAAAUCCGCAAACUCUGCCUGGUACUUGGUGUCUCAGAGCCAAGAGAUCCAGAUGAGACCUAUGAACUAACAGAAGACAACAUGAUGAAGAUGCUUGCCAUCCACAUGCGUUUUAGGUGUGAAAUCCCUGUCAUUAUCAUGGGGGAGACGGGCUGUGGGAAAACGAGACUGAUUAAGUUUCUUUGUGACCUACAGAAAGGCCGUUGCAAAACUGAUAACAUGAAGCUAGUCAAGGUACACGGAGGCACAACGGCAGAGACAAUCUACGUGAAAAUUGCAGAAGCAGAGGAACUUGCCAUUUGGAAUAAGCAGGAAUAUAAUUUGGAGACGGUGUUGUUCUUCGAUGAAGCCAAUACCACAGAGGCUAUUCAUGCCAUCAAAGAAGUCCUCUGCGAUAAAACCAUUCAGGGCAAACCAAUGGAGCACAAUUCAGGUCUAAAAAUAAUUGCAGCCUGCAAUCCCUACAGAAAGCAUACUGCUGACAUGAUCAAGCGCCUGGAAAUGGCUGGGUUGGGAUAUCGAGUCAAAGCAGAGGAGACAGAAGACAGACUGGGAAAAGUACCUUUGAGACAGCUGGUAUACAGAGUUCAGCCUCUACCACCAAGCAUGAUCCCAUUGGUUUGGGACUUUGGCCAGCUGAGCGAAAAAACUGAGUUGGCUUACAUAAAGCAGAUAGUGGAAAGAUAUAUACCAAUCCAUAAACUUCCAUUUCUUCAUAAGGAAGGCAUAAUAAAGGUCCUUGCCCACUCACAACGUUACAUGCGACUAAAGAAAGACGAAUGCAGCUUUGUCAGUUUGCGUGACGUGGAGCGAUGCAUGAAGGUUUUGGUGUGGUUUUAUGAGCACCGAGUAUUGCUAUUUUCCUAUCCAAAUCCAAAUACCAACAUCUUACAGGCCCUGAUAAUGGCAGUGAGUGUCUGUUACUAUCCCUCCUUAGUGGACAAGAAAGCAUAUUUAAAGGUCCUAGAAAAUAAUUUCCCUGAACCUUAUAAUACAUCAGAGGCAAUAGAAACUGUAAUUGUCAAUUGUCAAAACUCUUUUCUGCAAGACAUAAAAACAAGAGAAAGAAUUGCUAAAAAUGAGGCCUUAAAAGAGAACGUUUUCUUAAUGGUUAUUUGCAUUGAACUGAGAAUCCCACUUUUCCUUGUUGGGAAACCUGGUAGUUCAAAGUCCCUGGCAAAGACUGUUGUACUGGAUGCAAUGCAAGGUCAGUCUGCUCACUGUGACCUGUUUAAAAAGCUGAAGCAAGUCCACAUGGUGUCAUUUCAGUGCAGCCCUCACUCAACCCCUGAGGGCAUCAUCAACACUUUCAAACAAUGUGCACGCUUUCAGCAGGGCCGAAACCUGAAUGAAUAUGCUUCUGUAGUGGUCCUAGAUGAAAUUGGCUUGGCCGAAGACUCUCCACAGAUGCCAUUAAAGACUCUUCACCCACUGUUGGAAGAUGGUUGUGUCGACGACGACAAUCCACUCCCUCACAAAAAAGUAGGCUUCAUUGGAAUCUCCAACUGGGCCUUGGAUCCUGCCAAGAUGAACCGUGGAAUUUUUGUGUCCCGAUUGGAUCCAUGUAAGGAAGAGCUGAUUGAAACAGCCAAGGGAAUAUGUUCAACUGACCAUGUUUUGCUACAGAAAGUGAAACAUCUCUUCCCUAGAUUUGCCAAAGCGUAUUUAGAAAUAUGUCAGUGUCAACGUGGGCAGUAUUUUGGACUUCGUGACUAUUAUAGCCUGAUAAAAAUGGUGUUCAUCGCAGCUCAGAAAACAAAGCGUGAACCAACAGAGGAACAACUGGUCAAUGCUAUUUUACGAAAUUUCAGUGGUAAAGACAAGUUCAAUCCACUCAAGUAUUUUCUCCCUGAUUUAGACCAUAAUCCUCAGAUAAACACACUGAAAAUGGUGAAACAAAACAUCACAGCGGAUUCCAUUGACGGAGAGUGUCGUUACCUGUUGCUCCUUACAAAGAACUACAUUGCCCUUCAGAUUGUACUGCAGCAUGUUUUUCAAGACUUGAAUGACAAGCCUGAGAUUAUAUUUGGGUCCAGCUUCCCAAAAGAUCAAGAAUAUACCCAGAUUUGUCAAAAUGUUAAUCGUGUGAAGAUCUGCAUGGAGAUGGGAAGAACUAUAAUACUGCUAAAUUUGAAGAAUUUGUAUGAAAGCCUCUAUGAUGCUUUAAACCAAUACUAUGUGAACCUCGGAGAAUACCAGUAUGUUGACCUGGGUUUAGGAACACAUCGCGUCAAGUGCAGAGUGCAUAGAAAGUUCCGACUAAUUGUAAUCGAAGACAAAGAUGUUGUCUACAAGCAGUUCCCUAUUCCUUUGAUCAAUAGACUUGAAAAACACAGCCUAGACAUGAGUACUGUACUUAACCUUCAGCAAAAGAGUAUUGCCAAACAGCUGGAAGCGUGGAUUGAGGAGUUUGUGUCAAUAAAACAGAAUUGUGUCGGAACAUGUGGCAAAUUAAAUCUUUCAGAGGUGAUCAUUGGGUUCCAUGCUGAUGCGUGUGCAAGUGUCCUGCUGCAAGUUCUCAACACUGCACACCUGUCAAAUGAAGGUACUUAUGAGGAUCAGCAAAUCAUAUUAAAAUCAGCAAAAUGUCUCCUUCUCAACUGUGUGACCCCAGAUGCCGUGGUUCGUCUGAAACAUUCAAAGCUUGGGGAUCAUGAAGUCAAAGAGCAGUGGAAAGAAUAUUUUGUUGAGCAACACCAUAGAUCUUUAAGUGAUUACAUUCACCAACAUCUUACUGACAAGAAGGCACAACGGCAUGGUUUUGUUGAGGUAACAACAUUUUCAAGGCUGCUGACCAGAUCAGACAUUAACCUACUGGACAAAGAGCUUGGCGACAUUGUGGGCAAAUUUGUUCUUCUGUUCCUGCACCAGUUCGACACAGAAUAUUCCUUCUGCAAAAAAAUAAGAGAGGCACUUCAAGGAUUGAACACACAAGCUUGUGUGGUGCUGAUACAGAUGGACACUGAAGAGUCCUCUCAGAGUGCUGAGCUGAUAGCUUCUGCAAAGUACUGCACAAUGAAUGAGAUGAAUUUGAUGAAUAUCACAUUGUCCACCUGCUAUGUUUACUUUAUCAUAAAGCUCUCGAGGCUUGCUGAUAGAUCAAGUUACGUUGGAUUUCAAGGAGGUCAGUGGCUGUCUGUCCACAUAGAUGAUGUGACUGAAUCGGAAGAGAUGGGUUCAGAUAUCUCAGCUUUCUACGACGUUACUGUCAGUGAACUGUUUGCCAAGUCUUUGGGUAAACAAGAAAAUGACACUGUUCCAGAAGAUGCAGAAGAUGAACAAGAAGUCAAAAUGCAUAUGCAGGGAAGAUCAAACAUCCUCAAUACAACAUUGCUGCUGCAAAGCUGUAUUCAGAGUGCAGUAAGCACCUUACGUGAUGGUAAAAAGGAAUGCAGUCGAAACACAGAGCGCGUCCAGAUCCUUCUGGAUCUCCUGAGAGAAGAAAGUGAAUGUGUGGUGGGCUUUUUAAGAACGGCCACAGAACGACUCAUGUUGCAGCUGCAAGAACGGGAAGAGAUGUCACCGUAUCCAAAGGAAUGGAUGUGUCAUGAGGCCUUGAAGAUCAGGGCUUUGCAGGAAGGGGGUACCUUCAGACACACAAUAUGGAAGUGCAUUCAGAACAUGGUUUCUCCAAAUCUGGCGCAGUUGGUCUCCAUCCUGGACAGGGACUAUAACCUGAAUCUUUUGGUGGAUCCUAAUGUAGACAAAGAGAUUAAAUGUCUCUGGAUGAAAAUCUUCAACGAUGUGCAGAUACUAAGAGUUUCUCACCAGCCAGGAAGUUUCGGAUCAAAUGCAAGCGAGAUAACAGUUGAUCACAAAGUGAGCAAAGGAAGACUGGAUGUUCCCUGUGCCACUCCUUUCAGUUGGCUGAUCAAGGAGUAUAUUGACCAGCUCUGGACUGAAUUCCAUUACUUGGAAGGUGCAGCCAACCAAGACAAGACAAAAAUGCUGAAAUUUGUUGAGAGUUUUAACAACAGCAAGCUUGGGGAGUAUUUGGCAAUUCAAAGUGAGGAAGGAAAACAUGACCUUAGUCAGCGGUAUCUGACUGAUUUUAUUCUGAUGACUAUUGAUCUCUGCUCACCUGCUGAAGUUGAGAUCUUCAAGAUGACAUUUAAAUCCUGCCUCAAUGAACUUCACAAUGAUUGUGGACAGAACCUUCUAGAACAUUCACCUGUCUGGAUACAUAUUGCCUAUAAUGUUUUCAAGAAUAGACUACAAAAUUUAUCCAAAACCUUUGCACUCUGCCCAGAAGUCUUGAAAUAUUUUUGUCAAAGCAGACCUGGAACAUUAGAUUCUAACCCACUGGAAAUGACGUUUGACCUGCUCGCUGCAUUGGUCUGUGCUGAAAUGGCCCAAGCUUUAGAUAUCAAGACAAUCGAAGACUGCAUGAAACUAAUAGAAGUAAUGGACAGUGUACAGCCAGCAGUUGAACUGGUUUUUGACAAGAACUACCUCAAACCAUGCAGAUCAACUUGGAAGCAAAUAGUUGCUCAGAUAAGAACAAACUGGGACCGCGCACUUGUGUUGUGCGUGUUUAUCGAACAUGUUGUGUUGACCGCAAGUGACAUUGACCCCAGGUUACAGGAGAUUGCUGUAAAUCAUUGUUCACAACUUCAGAAGAUCCUCAGGACAUCCUCUGAUUUGAAGAAGUAUAAGACAGUUGAAGGAAUGAUUGAAGUCCUGCAGUCAUGUAAUGAGGUGUCCAGUAAACUGGACUACAGAUUUGGCAUCAAAGAAUGUCCGGUCUGUCUUGGUGUGCUGAAAGAUCCAGCCUGCCUACCCUGUGGCCAUAGCUUUUGUAUUGAAUGUCUGGAGUGCUCACUUACAGUUCAAGCAUUUUGCCCGAAGUGUCGGGAAGAUGUGCCUGGUUCCCAUAAAGUCCAAGUCUCCAUUCAGCUGAAGAUGGCUUUAAAAAAGCACAAUGACUUCCGUCAGCGGUGCAAUAUGUUUUUCAUGGAGGUCGUUUCCAGAUUUUGCUUCAGUGAAGACUCUCCUCCAUGUGAUGAAGUGAUUGAGUUGUUGCUGUCAUUACUAAUUGCAGUCAGGGAGGCACCUGGAGGCCACCUCUACAUGACUCGAACUUUAACCCCGUUCUCUGAGUGCGUGGACAUCAAUCCUGUGAUACGUUCUGUUUUACUGAAGCUUUUAAUGCAUUACAGUUUUGAUAAGGUGAAAGACUUCCUGCAGACAUACCUCUCAAACCUGGAGGAGAAGAUAUUCUCAAAAGAUCACCUGAAGGAAGUCUACCUUCUGUUCAUCAGAUGCUUUGAGGACUCAGUGUAUGCCCACUUUGAGCAUCAUGGAGGACUUGACAGUGGCAAACUCCUCAAACAGAAUUGUGGCUUUGCCAGUCGGUUUGCUCGGCAGCAAGUUGCCACUUGUGAAGAAAAUGCCAUUGAAUACUUGCAGAACGUUGCCAGGCUACGCUUCUGCUUCAGCCUUACAGCUCAGCUGAUGUAUGAAUCGUGCAACAGGAAAGACAUAAUGCACAAGGCCACAAAGGAAGAUUUCUUCCAACAUAUGAAAAUGAUUUGUUUGCAUUCCAACAAUGACUGGUACCGAGUUUAUUUGAUGAGGGAAGUGUAUGAUCAGUAUGGAAUGGAUUUUGUUCAAUCUUUAUCACAGCUUCAAGAGUAUCACUGGUCAUUUCCAGACCAGAUUAUUGAAAAACAGCAUUCUCGUGGGGUACAACUGGAUCGCUAUAUACUGUGCGGGCAGUCAUACAAAGCCAUCCGUGAUGCAACCACUGAGGCAGUUGCAAGAUGCCAAAUGAAUAUUGUCACAGACAAGAUAAAGGGUCUGAAAUGCUCUUCAAGUCAUCAUCGGGUUUACCUGGCCUUGGCAUUAUUUCGUGAAGUAACGUGUUCGUUUGCAGUGGAAGAUCUCAGCCUGCACUGUAAACCAACGACAAUCAGCAUGCUACAGAAAUUUAUUGCGGAUGGUACGAUUCUAGAGGCUCCAGAACUGAAGGAUUUCUGCAUUGCUUUGGUGAAGAAUGAACUUGGAAGCCCAGAAUCUUCGUUGAGGAUCACACCAGAUCAGUCGAACCACCGACGCAUCCUGAUUGAGAUAAUAGUUCACACAGCCUUGGUUUUGCUCUGUGGGAGUAGUGUUCUGUCACUUCCGCUCCGCAGUCUCGCCUUCGAUCCUUCAAAGAUGCAGAACGCUUACUUACCCACCAUGCCUGAAGAUCUUAAGAAAGAAGCUAGAAGGUGGUUUCGUGAACAGCUGACGUGGUACAAUUGUAAAUGUGGUGAAGCAAUUCCAGUGGGUGAGUGUGGGAGACCCAUGGUGCUUGCUCGAUGUCCCAACUGCCAAGCACCGGUUGGUGGAAUGUAUCACACACCUACUGCUGGAUUUACAAGAUCAAUGAGUCCCCAAGGUCAAAUUGAGACUGGUCAUAUCUUGGGACGUGCCUCAUGGAGAGGUCAAGUUGUUGCCCCUGAUCGACAGAUGUCUCCUAUUGCUUUCCUGUUAAUGCGAAUUCUGACACAUGUAUCAAUGAUGCUUGGAACAGUUCAACAUCGUCAGAUGAUCGCACAAAUGGUUACACCAUUGGUGUCAAAUGUGUCGGAGUUCUUGUGGGACCACCUGGAAAAAGACAUGGACCAACUCGGAAAGUCACUGGGAAAGAACAUUGACGAUGUAGCCACCUGCAUUCAUCUGGUCAUCGAUCAACUGCUGAAUGAGCCUCAAGGACAAACAGCAAAGUGGACUGAAUCCCUAUCAUCAAAGGAAGCUAGAAAUGCCUGGGAGAGCCAGUUCAUCAAGACUAUUAUUUCUCCACUGUUAGAGAAUCUUGACAAAAAGUUGCCAGAAGUAGCCAAGCAGAUGAGUUCUGAUGACAGAAUCGGUGGGAGUCCAAUUGUUAAAAUGCUGUACGGGGACCCAUCGGAUUUGCUGACCUUUCCUCGUAACAUUCUGGAUUGUUCCUCUGCCUGGAAGUGUCAGCGCCGAACAUGUAUCGAGACCUUCACUCACGUUGUCGAGCAAAAAGGUGGGAAGAAACUGACACCAAUUCUGUGGCAAUUUCUUCAAAAGGAGCGUUAUAUCAAGAUGCUUAAGUAUUUGCCUGACCUUGUUGAGCUUCAGUAUGAGUUAAUCAGGAAACUCCAAUGCAGCUCAAAUGUGAAAUCGAAGACAAUUUCCCAAUUUCUUCAACAAUUUCCUUCAGGUCAACAAGGUCAUAAGCACAACUUUGAGAAACGGAUCGAGAUUUUCUUACAGCUGUGGAAUGAGCUGCGACUGUUGCUGGAAAAAAAUAACCCAGCGAUUCCAAAACAAGUGUGUCAGGAUUUGACUUUUGAGAGUCCCAUCGAAGUUCUGUUGCCCCAACAACAGGGUCUGGGGCUUUGUGCCACUGAGCUAACCAAGUUCCUCAUUGAGGUUCAAAAUAAUAUCAUUGAGGCUAUUAGUGAGCGUAAAAAACUGACCAUCAACCCAGAGGCACUAUUAGAUGCACAUUUAAUUCUCUGCGACCCUGACAAAGACUUCAUCCCACUCGUCCUGUCAAACUGCCAGUACACCCUGGAGAAAGGGCAGGAGACAUUACCAGAGUACGAUAUCAGAAACAUUGAGAAGCAGCUGAUACGACAGUACCUGAAAGGGAAACCUACAAUCGUUCAUUCGAAGAUUCCCAAAUUUGUGGCCAGGCGAGAAAGAAAUUAUUCAACCAUCUUUCAGGAGCUGAAGACAAAAAUACCUCAGGAAAUACUGUCACCUUCCCUCAGCACUGCAGUGACGGCAUCAUUUAAGUCCUAUAGUGACAUCUGUGAUGCUCUGGAUAUCAUUGAGAUUGUCGUUGGAUUCCUCGCGACCGCAGGAGGAGCCCAUGAUUACCAGCUUCUUACCUAUCUCAAAGAAACCCUACGGAUGGAUCGUCGAGUCUUAGCCUGUGUCAGCAAGGCAUUUGAAGCAUGCAAACUGAAACAUGCUGUUUCCCUUUGGCAACUUCUCUCAUCUUGGAAGUCUGAGGUCAUGCUGGGCACCAAAAAGGACCCAUUUGAGAGAAUCCCUGAGACUUACAAGGAGCGCUUGCUGCCUACUGAAGAGGCAGAGCUGAAGACAUUUUUUGCAACUACUGACGUGAAUGCAUUUCUGUGGGAGCUCCAUGAGAUCCUGAUGCUGAAGACUACGCAGAGCAAUGACGAGGAUAACUUCCAACCUAUUUGGGGUCUCAAUCAAACUCUUUCAAAUUACCUGGACACCAAAGGUGUUGACACCCUCCCAGGAUUGGAAGAAAAUCUUUCUGAUGGAAUAACUCUAGCCAAAGCAAUCCACACAUGGAUACUUGCAGUAGAUUUCAAGAAAGCCAUUUGACAGGGUCACUCUUGCAAAUAUGCAGCAUCGUUUCUGCACUGCUGUUUUAGUGAUGAUAAAAUUGGGUAAAUUUCUUUUACUGUGAGAUUGUUAUAAUAGUGCUCUUAUUCAAUAUUGCACUAAUUUCACAGGUGACUACUCGUAAGUGAAUUAUUUAACAAUAAGUAUGCUGUAGAAGGAGAAAAUUCAAUUUCUUGAAUGGGUUAUACAAUGGGAAAUAUUCGAUUACAAAAUGGUACAUUUAAAAUUGUACAAAGUGGUAGGCCAGUUAAAUAGAAUAACAGACUUGACAGCUUCACAAAUUACUGCAGUGAACACAUGCCACCAUUUGGUUCUCAGGUAACAUAGUUCUAUGCUGAAGUCUCAGAAGAUGUGACUGCAUUCAUUUCUGGGUCAAUUUGAGAAUAAAUUACUUCCCUGAAAGUAAACUACAGCUGCUGGAAAUCUGAAAUAGAAGAGCUGGCCCCGUUGGUGGAAGUCCUGCCUCACCUUAAUCCCGCCCAGACCUGUUGAUGCUGUCUAUUGCAGUUUGCACCUGUUCCUGAAGCUGAUCUACUUUCCCCCCUCCCACAUAAGAAAACUGCACAGCUCGGUUAGUUGGCCACAGUAAUUUGCCCCUAGUGUUGAGGUGAGUCGUUGGAUCUGGAGGGAGGAGAUGGGAAUGUGGGGCAGAAUAAAAUGGAAUUUCUGUAAAUGGGAGUUUGAUGGUCUGUGUGAAUUCUGUGGGCCAAGGGGCUUUACUUUCUGCACUGUUUGUGAAAAUGCUGGAAAGAUGCUGAUGAAA